GGGCGAAAACAGGAAGUAGUGGCUCGGCCGGGUUUUAGAGAAGUGUUGUGUAACUGCCGAAGCUGAUAUUCGACUCAGUGAGAAGAAGAAGAAGAAGUGAGUGGCAAAUAAAUCACAGCUCAGCAGAUAACAGCUGUCUAGAAGAGAACUAUAACAAGGCAAGGGUAAUACAGAUGAGUAGCAUUUUGAGUUCAGGCAGCCUGUUUGCCCCAAUAGAGACAACGUCCCUGACAGGAACUGAAGAGGAUCUGCAGCAGACAGCAGUCAGGUGUUAUGAAUGUACCUGCCUGUCACAUGAUCAUGAUAAAAAGUCUGUUUGAUUGAAGGAAAUCCACACAGGAAGAGAGACAGAUGCAUUCCACCACAACAGGUCUGUUGUGUUUCCCUGAAUGCUCGGAGUCACAGCUGGUAAAAGAGCCACACUGGACCCACAGCUGAUGGGCUUUGCAGGAAAACACAAAACUAAAGGAAUUGUUUUCUAAGGAUGGAUCGACCCCUGCAGGGAAGUGGGUCGUCCCAGCGCUGCUGUUCUUACAGAACCCUCAAGUCCUGGCUGCCCAUUCUCUCCUGGCUACCUGAGUACAAGCUGAAGUACCUGCAGAUGGACCUGCUGGCAGGCCUUACUGUAGGGCUAACUACUGUACCACAGGCUCUUGCUUAUGCUGAAGUAGCUGGACUUCCUGUGCAGUAUGGACUCUACUCUGCCUUCAUGGGGGGGUUCAUCUACACCCUACUGGGGACAUCUAAGGAUGUGACGCUGGGUCCCACAGCCAUCAUGUCCCUCCUGUGUUUCUCUGUGGUGGGAGAAGAGCCUCAACGGGCCGUCCUGCUCAGCCUCCUUUGUGGAAUCAUCCAGGCAGCCAUGGCGCUCCUCAGAUUAGGCUUCCUGUUGGACUUCAUCUCCUACCCUGUGAUAAAAGGCUUCACCUGCGCUGCUGCAGUAACCAUCGGCUUCGGCCAGGUCAAAAAUAUUCUGGGAAUCCAGGAUGUUCCCCAUCAGUUCUUCCUGGAAGUUUACUACACCUUCCACAAGAUCCCAGAGGCCAGAGUGGGUGACGUGGUCCUGGGCCUGGUUUGUCUCGCUCUUCUAAUAACGUUGAUGUUGAUGAAGUCACAUCCGGGCUCUGAGAACAGAUCAGUGGGCUCCAGAUUUGCCAGGAAACUCGUGUGGACUGUAGCAACCAUGCGGAAUGCCUUGGUGGUUGUGGCUGCGACUAUUGUGGCAUAUUCCUGGGAAGCUUAUGGACAUCAUGUGUUUACACUCACUGGGCACACUGCUCAGGGAUUACCUGCGUUCAGCCCCCCGCCCACCUCGGACACCACUUCCAAUGGAACUACCGUCUCUUUUAAAGAGAUCGUAGAGGACUUUGGAGGAGGGCUGGCAGUGAUUCCUCUGAUGGGUCUGUUGGAGAGCAUUGCUAUUGCCAAAGCUUUUGCCAGUCAGAACAACUACAGGAUUGAUGCCAACCAGGAGCUGCUGGCCAUUGGUGUUACAAACAUUAUGGGCUCCUUUGUGUCAGCGUACCCCGUUACUGGCAGCUUUGGACGGACAGCAGUGAACUCUCAGACGGGGGUUUGUACGCCUGCUGGUGGAGUCAUUACUAGUGUGAUUGUGCUGCUGUCGUUGGCCUUUCUCAUGCCGGCUUUCUACUACAUCCCUAAAGCUUCUCUAGCUGCUGUCAUCAUCUGCGCCGUGGCUCCUAUGGUUGAUUACCGUGUCGUGAUACAGAUGUGGAGGAUACACAGGUUGGACCUGCUUCCUUUCCUUGCAACAUUCCUGUUGAGUUUCUGGCAGGUGCAAUAUGGCAUCAUAGGAGGUGUAGCUGUGUCUGGAGCCCUGCUUCUGUACACCAUGGCCAGACCAAAGAUAAAGGUAUCCGAUCAUGGUGUGCUGGUGAUGGAGCUGGGCAAUGGACUCAGCUUCCCUGCAGUGGAGCAUCUUAACCACAUCAUACACACUCAGGCUCUGCAGACUAUUCCUGCCAGGUCUGUGGUGUUGGACUGCCAUCAUGUGAGCAUUAUAGAUUAUACAGUGAUCAGUGAGCUUCGGGACCUGAUGAGGCACUUCAAACAGAAAAAAGUGAAGCUGAUGUUUUCAGGAUUACAGCCCUCCAUUCUCAAGGUUCUCCUUAAAGCUGAUCUGGAGGGCUUCAGUUACGCCGACAGUCUGGAGGAGGCGCUGCUCAUGGAGUCAGUGAGCCUUCUCAGUGAUGAAGACCCAAAAUGAUGGAGAUGAUUAAGUUUGGACAGAAGAAGAUCAUGAUUCUCAUCUCUUAUCUGGGACUUUUAGGACCAUAGAUAACAGAUUUGUGGCGACGGUCAGAGAAAAUUAUCUGCUGCAGCUGAAGCAACAAGAUACACUUAAGAUUUUAUCUGCCAAAUGUAUGUUUUUCCCUGUUAUUGAAAAUACAUUUUGACAGCAUUUUGUUUGUCAUACUAUUUUGAUUUUUUUGUCAAAAUAUAUAAAAUGCCCUUUUAAAAAAUCCCCUUUUCUGACGUUGAAAAAAAAUGACAAAGGUACAAAAAAGCAAAGUGAUGUCAUUAAAAAACAAUAGCAUUGAGUGAGUUAGCUUUCAGAGCCAUGAAAAAUGUUAUGGAAAGUCUGAUAUUUUAUUAUGUGAGGGUUUAACAGCUGUCAAAAUGAACUAAUAUUUACAUCUUUUAUUGACACAUUUAUACAGGGACUUUUAUCUAAUAAAAUACUUUUAUUCA
Molecule: messenger RNA, 2712 nt
Organism: Cyprinodon tularosa
Lineage: Eukaryota; Metazoa; Chordata; Actinopteri; Cyprinodontiformes; Cyprinodontidae
Gene: slc26a11
Product: solute carrier family 26 member 11
Exons: 16
Coding region: 485-2227 (580 amino acids)
Biological process (GO): transmembrane transport
Cellular component (GO): membrane
Molecular function (GO): secondary active sulfate transmembrane transporter activity
Source: RefSeq, a predicted model, not a curated record